GUCCUGUCAGUUUCCCUAUCUUAAAGUGGCAGGUUUGGCUCAGAAACUCCCGUGUCCCUCAGCGUCUCGCCGGCACCCUCUGCCGGCGUGAGGUGGCGCUGCCUGGCCGCAUCCUGUGGGAGCGUCUACAUCCUCGCUCUACAAAAGGAGCGUGGACACUCUCGGACCUGGGAAAGUGAAGGCCCAAAGGCCAGGGAGGAGCCGGGACCUCACCCUGAGCAAGCGGGAGGUAACGGCGGGGAGUCCUGGGGCGGAGACCGAUCGCUGGGGGCGUGGUCUCCAGCGGGGCUGGGCCUCUAGCGGGAGUGGGGGCGGGGACGGGGCCAGCCUGCAGGCCCAGACGUGGCGCAGCGACUGGGAGGUUCGCCUCCAGCUUGCGCAUCACCUGCAGUCGGGUCCCGAUGAGCCUCCUGUUGCCUCCGCUGGCGCUGCUGCUGCUUCUCGCGGCGCUUGUAGCCCCAGCCACAGCCGCCACUGCCUACCGGCCGGAUUGGAAUCGUCUGAGCGGCCUGACCCGCGCCCGGGUAGAGACCUGUGGGGGAUGACAGCUGAACCGCCUAAAGGAGGUGAAGGCUUUCGUCACCCAGGACAUUCCAUUCUAUCACAACCUGGUGAUGAAACACCUCCCUGGGGCCGACCCUGAGCUCGUGCUGCUGGGCCGCCGCUACGAGGAACUGGAGCGCAUACCGCUCAGUGAAAUGACCCGCGAAGAGAUCAACACGCUGGUGCUGGAGCUCGGCUUCUACCGCAAGGCGGCGCCCGACGCGCAGGUGCCCCCCGAGUACGUGUGGGCGCCCGCUAGGCCCCCGGAGGAAACUUCGGACCGCGCCGACCUGUAGGUCCGGGGGCGUGGCGGAGCUGGGACCACCCUGCCUGAGUCCUGGAGACAGAAUGAAGCGCUCAGCAUCCCGGGAAUACCUCUCUUGCUGAGGGCCGAUGCCCAGUCCCCGGGCCAGCAGGGAUGAAAGGUUCUCCCAACCCCACUUUCUUCCCUCCCCAGCGCCACUAAAUUUCCUCCUGCCUUAACUGAG
This is a messenger RNA of Rhinopithecus roxellana (golden snub-nosed monkey), 1031 nucleotides long. RefSeq names its product selenoprotein M (gene SELENOM). The transcript has 5 exons. The record is from RefSeq and is a predicted model, not a curated record. Gene Ontology annotation, molecular function: oxidoreductase activity. Lineage: Eukaryota; Metazoa; Chordata; Mammalia; Primates; Cercopithecidae. Gene Ontology annotation, cellular component: endoplasmic reticulum lumen.